UCAUUUAUAAGACUAGUUGUUGUCAGGCAACAGUAGCCACCACCACCACCACCACACACACACCAUGUCCGCUCCCAAGACCAUCAACCGCCGGGCGUCCGUCUCGGCGUCCGAGCCCAUCAGGAACAUUCCCAUCCCCACCAACCCCCGCGGCGUCCCCGAGUCGGCGUUCAGCACGUCGCCCACGGCCAACACGGGCGCGCUCUCCACCUCGCCCCGCCUCGCGACCUCGCCGUCGGCGUCGCUCGGCUCGUCGUUCGCCGACCGCCACCAGCGCAACGUCCGCACCCUCCACGCCUACCUCCCCAACUCGUUCCCCGUGCCCGAGGAGGACGAGGGCGUGGCCACGCCUACGCGCCAGGGCAAGGUCAAGCUCCUCCUCGUUGAGAACAUCUCGCUCGACGCCGCCAACUUUUUGAAGAAGCAGGGCUACGAGGUCGACCACCUCACCAAGGCCCUCUCCGAGGCCGAGCUCAUCGCCAAGCUCCCCGAGUACCACGCCAUCGGUAUCCGCUCCAAGACCAAGAUCACCGCCAAGGUGAUCGACUCGUGCCCCAACCUCCUCGCCAUCGGCUGCUUCUGCAUCGGCACCAACCAGGUCGACCUGACGCACGCGGCCAAGCGCGGCAUUGUCGUCUUCAACUCGCCCUUCUCCAACUCGCGCUCGGUCGCCGAGCUCGUCAUUGGCGAGAUCAUCUCGCUGUCCCGCCAGCUCAUCGACCGUGCGUCCGAGCUGCGCGCCGGUAUCUGGAACAAGGUGUCCAAGGGCUGCUGGGAGAUCCGCGGCAAGACGCUCGGCAUUGUCGGCUACGGCCACAUUGGCUCGCAGCUGUCGGUCCUCGCCGAGUCGUUCGGCAUGAGCGUCAUCUACUACGACGUCCUGCCCAUCAUGCCCCUCGGUACCGCGCGCCAGGUCGACACGCUCGACGAGCUCCUCAACAACGCCGACUUUGUCUCGCUCCACGUGCCCGAGAUCCCCGACACGAUUGGCAUGAUCGGCGCUGAGCAGUUUGCGCAGAUGAAGGACGGCGCCUUCUUCAUCAACAACGCCCGUGGCAAGGUCGUCGACCUCGCCGCGCUCGCCGACGCCAUCGAGAGCAAGAAGCUCGCCGGUGCCGCCGUCGACGUCUUCCCCCGCGAGCCCGGAUCCAACGGCCCCGGUUUCAACGAGGACCUCGGCGAGUUCAUCCCCCGCCUCCGCCUGCUCCCCAACCUCAUCAUGACGCCCCACAUUGGUGGCUCGACCGAGGAGGCCCAGCGCGCCAUCGGCUCCGAGGUCGCCACGGCCCUCACCCGCUACCUCAACUUUGGCACCUCGCUCGGCUCGGUCAACUUCCCCGAGGUCGACCUCCGCGCCAUCUCGAUCGACGACGAGCGCCACAUCCGCGUCUGCCACGUCCACAGGAACGAGCCCGGUGUCCUCCGCGCCAUCAACGCCAUCCUCGGCUCGCACAACAUUGAGAAGCAGUUCUCCGACUCCAAGGGCGACAUUGCCUACCUCAUGGCCGACAUUUCCGGCGUCGGUAUCGAGGAGGUCAAGGACAUUUACGAGGCAAUCAAGGGCACGCGCGCAAACAUCCUUACCCGCCUGCUCUACUAGACGAGCCCAUCAACCGGGCAUACCUUGUAAAUGUAGUCGCUACCUGUCAUCUAUAGUGUUCCACCACUGCGUCGCCUCUGCGGCUGCAACCCCCAACCCAACCAUCAUAAAACAAAAACGUCAUUGUCUAGAAUAGAGAGCGUGCGACCAACACGGUCUCAUGCAUACUACUGGGAUCUUAUGGACACGGAGCGGUGCGCCAAAUGCUCAAACAAACACUCUACAACCUGGCAAAAAGAUGGGGGGAUCGUCUACGCUCUCGUCAUUGUUCUACCUGCCUUCUAUUCUACGGCGCCGGCGGCUCUGGCGUCGUCGUCGUGGUCGUGGUCGUCGUCUUCUCCUCCUCCUGGUGCGUUACUGGGGUCGGCUCAUCCUGUUGCACGAGCGCAAGCCGCGCCAUUAACCCGUCGACGACUGGGGAAAGGGGGGACGGAAACUGGCCCGCCGGCGAGCCCGAGCCUUCACUCGCCACGCGACCCCGUCCACUGCCUCGAAACGCCGUGUCCUCGUGCUCAACAUCAAACGCGCCGAGGCUGCUCGGCGCGGUACGGCGUGUGCCUCCGCCGUGCCCGUUCCCAUUGCCCGCAGGCUGCUGCAGUGGUGCCGCUCCGCUGAGAGUGAACCCGCUCACGAGCGCGUUACUCGCCAGUCGUCGCGGGAAAGUGUACCCGCCCGAGCCGUUCGACCCACCCGUUGCACCAGUACCGUCGUCGUCGAG
Vanrija pseudolonga is the source of this 2318-nucleotide messenger RNA. RefSeq names its product D-3-phosphoglycerate dehydrogenase 2 (gene SER33). Lineage: Eukaryota; Fungi; Basidiomycota; Tremellomycetes; Trichosporonales; Trichosporonaceae. The record is from RefSeq and is a predicted model, not a curated record. The transcript is spliced from 3 exons. Gene Ontology annotation, molecular function: NAD binding; oxidoreductase activity, acting on the CH-OH group of donors, NAD or NADP as acceptor. The coding region runs from base 65 to 1600 and encodes 511 amino acids.